Molecule: messenger RNA, 698 nt
Organism: Trametes versicolor FP-101664 SS1
Lineage: Eukaryota; Fungi; Basidiomycota; Agaricomycetes; Polyporales; Polyporaceae
Exons: 6
Coding region: 9-653 (214 amino acids)
Biological process (GO): protein retention in ER lumen; Golgi organization; intracellular protein transport
Cellular component (GO): COPII-coated ER to Golgi transport vesicle; endoplasmic reticulum-Golgi intermediate compartment; endoplasmic reticulum
Source: RefSeq, a predicted model, not a curated record
CGCUGGCCAUGGCUGUCGCGUUCUCCCUAUUUCUCUCGCUCCUUUGCUUCCUCCAGCUCGCGGUACGGACACAUGCGGCGGCACUGACGACCGCAAUUGGUGCGAAUGAGCGGGUGUGCUUCUACGCGGAUGCGGACAAGGCGGGAGAGAAGAUUGGGUUCUACUACGCUGUUCAAUCCGGUGGCUCGUUUGACAUCGACUUCGAGGUGAAAGAUCCGAGCGAGAAGGUCAUCCUUGACGGCAAGCGCGAGAGGCAAGGCGACUAUGUCUUCACGGCCAACACCCCUGGCGAAUACUCCUUCUGCUUUGAGAACGACAUGUCCACGCUCACCGAGAAGCUCGUCGACUUCGACAUCAUGGUCGAGUCCGAACCCCGUCGCGACCCUCCCGCGAAACCCGGUCAAAUCGCAGACCAUACGAGCGCGCUGGAGGAGAGCAUAUUCCGCCUUAAUGGCAUGCUCAUCAACAUUAAGCGUACGCAGAAAUACUUCCACACGCGCGAGAACCGCGGGUUCGACAUUGUCAAGGCCACCAAGAACCAAAUGUUCUGGUACACGGUGCUAGAGAGCUUGGCCGUGAUUGGGAUGGCUGUUCUGCAGGUGUAUGUGCUGCAGACGUUCUUCACGAAGACUGGCAGACGAUACAAGGUGUAACUUAUUACGACUUUUCACGGAUACAUACUCUUGCUUCUAGUUCCG